AGGGAAGAAGCGGGGCAUUGUGGGAAGCGCCCGCGCUUUCGGCGGGUUCCGUUAAAAUGGCGCCCUGGUGGCCGGCGGCGCCCGCGCCUUAGCCUGUCGGGAGCCGGGAGCUUGAGGGGCGCAGGGAGGGCGCGAGCCACGGUCCCUGCCCUUGCGGCGGCGGUGGCGGCUCUGCCCAGACCCCCGCGCACAGUCCCGGGCAAGGAUGGCGACCCCGGACCAGAAGUCGCCGAACGUUCUGCUGCAGAACCUGUGCUGCAGGAUCCUGGGCAGGAGCGAAGCUGAUGUAGCCCAGCAGUUCCAGUAUGCUGUGCGGGUGAUUGGCAGCAACUUCGCCCCAACUGUUGAAAGAGAUGAAUUUCUAGUAGCUGAAAAAAUCAAGAAAGAGCUUAUUCGACAACGAAGAGAAGCAGAUGCUGCAUUAUUUUCAGAACUCCACAGAAAACUUCAUUCACAGGGAGUUUUGAAAAAUAAAUGGUCAAUACUCUACCUCUUGCUGAGCCUCAGUGAGGACCCACGCAGGCCGCCAAGCAAGGUUUCUAGCUAUGCUACGUUAUUUGCUCAGGCCUUACCCAGAGAUGCCCACUCAACCCCUUACUACUAUGCCAGGCCUCAGACCCUUCCCCUGAGCUACCAGGAUCGGAGUGCCCAGUCAGCCCAGAGCUCCGGCAGCGUGGGCAGCAGUGGCAUCAGCAGCAUCGGCCUGUGUGCCCUCAGUGGCCCCGCGCCUGCGCCACAGUCUCUCCUUCCGGGACAGUCUCAUCAAGCUCCGGGAGUAGGAGAUUGCCUUCGACAGCAGUUGGGGUCACGACUUGCAUGGACUUUAACUGCAAAUCAGCCUUCUUCACAAGCCACUACCUCAAAAGGUGUCCCAAAUGCUGUGUCUCGCAACAUGACAAGGUCCAGGAGAGAAGGGGAUACGGGUUGUACUAUGGAAAUUACAGAAGCAGCUCUGGUAAGGGACAUUUUGUACGUCUUUCAGGGCAUAGACGGCAAAAAUAUCAAAAUGAACAACACUGAAAAUUGUUACAAAGUAGAAGGAAAGGCAAAUCUAAGUAGGUCUUUGAGAGACACAGCAGUCAGGCUCUCUGAGUUGGGAUGGUUGCAUAAUAAAAUCAGAAGAUACACGGACCAGAGGAGCCUGGACCGCUCAUUCGGACUCGUCGGGCAGAGCUUUUGUGCCGCCUUGCACCAGGAACUCAGAGAAUACUAUCGAUUGCUCUCUGUUUUACAUUCUCAGCUACAACUAGAGGAUGACCAGGGUGUGAAUUUGGGACUUGAGAGUAGUUUAACACUUCGGCGCCUCUUGGUUUGGACCUAUGAUCCCAAAAUACGACUGAAGACCCUUGCGGCCCUGGUGGACCACUGCCAAGGAAGGAAAGGAGGUGAGCUGGCCUCAGCUGUCCACGCCUACACAAAAACAGGAGACCCGUACAUGCGAUCUCUGGUGCAGCACAUCCUCAGCCUCGUGUCUCAUCCUGUUUUGAGCUUCCUGUACCGCUGGAUAUAUGAUGGGGAGCUUGAGGACACUUACCACGAAUUUUUUGUAGCAUCAGAUCCAACAGUUAAAACAGAUCGACUGUGGCAUGACAAGUAUACUUUGAGGAAAUCGAUGAUUCCUUCAUUUAUUACGAUGGAUCAGUCUAGGAAGGUCCUUUUGAUAGGAAAAUCAAUAAAUUUCUUGCACCAAGUUUGUCAUGAUCAGACUCCCACUACAAAGAUGAUAGCCGUGACCAAGUCUGCAGAGUCACCCCAGGACGCCGCAGACCUGUUCACAGACUUAGAAAAUGCAUUUCAGGGGAAAAUUGAUGCUGCUUAUUUUGAGACCAGCAAAUACUUGUUGGAUGUUCUCAAUAAAAAGUACAGCUUGUUGGACCACAUGCAGGCAAUGAGACGGUACCUACUUCUUGGUCAAGGAGACUUCAUAAGGCACUUAAUGGACUUGCUAAAACCAGAACUUGUCCGUCCAGCUACAACUUUGUAUCAGCAUAACUUGACUGGAAUUCUAGAAACCGCUGUCAGAGCCACCAACGCACAGUUUGACAGUCCUGAGAUCCUGCGAAGGCUGGACGUGCGGCUGCUGGAGGUCUCUCCAGGUGACACUGGAUGGGAUGUCUUCAGCCUUGAUUAUCAUGUCGACGGACCAAUUGCAACUGUAAGAUUAUCCUGCAUCAUUUUAUACGAGAUGGGAACUGCUGGUGCAAUUUCCCUUUACACGUGCUACUCGGAGAUGUAUGAGGCCACGUACCUAAGAGUAGAUUUUAACUGUCCUCUGGAGGGCAAAGCGCGGAUGGAAUACAGUUCUCAGCGCGCACAUACGUCUGUUGAGCUGCAGGGCUCCUGUUGCCUGCAGCUGUGUAAACCUGGCCCCAGCUCCUCUUGGUGCCUGGAGCUGGGCUCUGUGCUCCGGCAGCAUAGCCUUUGGUACUGGCCACAGCUGCGGGGCAUCUCCGGAUGUGAGGGAGUCCUGGUGGAAGGUGCCUGCCUGAACAAGUCCUUAAGAGCCAGUCAGCAUCCUCACAGCAGCAACCAGAUGUCUCUCACUGUCGCGGGGCUUUGUCUUAAAAGAAGACCAUUGGAGAUGCUGUCCGCUGUACUCAUUGUAGACACAGUAAAAGAGUUCUCUGGGGUGCUGCACCAGUGUCAUGUUUUGGCCUCUGAGAUGGUCCAUUUCAUUCAUCAGAUGCAGUAUUACAUCACAUUUGAGGUGCUUGAAUGUUCUUGGGAUGAGCUUUGGAACAAAGUCCAACAGGCCCAGGAUUUGGAUCACAUCAUCGCUGCACACGAGGUGUUCUUAGACACCAUCAUCUCCCGCUGCCUGCUGGACGGUGACUCCAGGGCACUCUUAAAUCAACUUAGAGCUGUGUUUGAUCAAAUUAUUGAACUUCAGAAUGCUCAAGAUGCAAUAUACAGAGCUGCUCUGGAAGAAUUGCAGAGACGAUUACAGUUUGAAGAGAAAAAGAAACAGCGUGAAAUUGAGGGCCAGUGGGGAGUGACGGCAGCAGAGGAAGAGGAGGAAAAUAAGAGGAUUGGAGAAUUUAAAGAAUCUAUACCGAAAAUGUGCUCACAGUUGCGAAUAUUGACCCAUUUCUACCAGGUGUGUAUGAGGAGUGGCUCUUCACACCACUCUGCCCAUGUUCUGUUCCUGACACUUGCUUUCACAGUGACGAGAGCUGAGUCAGCCCUGUCAGUCUGGCAUUACUGUGUAGGUUUGAGUAGCACCCAUGGUGGACCCUGUGACCCUCUGGGGACUCAGGUAUACCUGGGCUCCGGCAUUGCCAUUGUGCCGCCAGUGAGAACCCUGGUCAAAGGGUGGCCCCUGUGCUCCCCCGUGGUGGGUGGUGGGACCCCGUGGGUAGCCUGUGCCUGCCCCGUGGUGGGGUUGGGGGGACCCGGGGUGGCCCUGUGCUCCCCCGUUGGUGGGGUGUGCGACCCGGGGUGGCCCCUGCGCUCCCCCGUGGUGGGUGUGGGACCUGGGGGUGCCCUGUGCUCCCGUUGGUGGGUGUGGGGACCGGGGGUGGCCCUGCUCCCCUGGUGGGUGUGCGGACCGUGGUGGCCCCUGCUGCUCCCCGUGGUGGGUGUGGACCUGGGUGGCCCUGCGCUCCCCCGUGGGCGUCUCUGCAGCCUUCACUUGGGCUUUUCUUGUGACUCCCCAAUGGGGACUGUCCCUGAGGCAGCUGCCCAGCCUGGUGAGGGGCGGGCAGCCAGCAGACGUGCCAACUGGCCAUGUGCACCUCACAGCAGCAGCCUCCGCUCCCUGGACAACCUGCUCCCUGACCCACGAAAAUUCCAUCGACGUCCUUCAGACUGCACGCUGGCGGGUCCGCCCUUCCGCCACACGAGUUGCCCAUGUUUCAAGCGGACCGGCGUGCGGGAGAAGCCACAGCGUGUUUCUCCAAGCCGGGAGCCGAAUGCAUUUGGUCCUGGGCAGCUCAAGCAGGCCACCUGGCUCCGUCCACGAGGACACCUCUCGCCCACCAGGAAGUUCAGUGACUGUGGCCGAAGACACAGAUACCCUUGGUUAGAAGGGUUGGCAGCCCUCAUAUCCUGCUGCAUGGCUGCGCUGAAGAACCAGCCACGUGCUCUCAUCACGGCGUUUUCAGCCUUUCACCUCCCCAGUGUUGAAAAACACUACAAGCUCUUCCCUAAAUGUCCCCUGUGUAGCACAGUCAGUUUCGGGAUCUUUAAGGACACGUUUGAAGCCUUGGAGAGCCUGUUCACAAGUCACCAGUCCGACACAGACGCUGGUGUGGGAUCCGAGCAUCUCUUGGAUCAACGGCCAAAACCUGCACAUCCUGAAGGCACCCACAGUGUCACCUGUCUGGGGGUCCUGAAGGCACCCACGGUGUCACCUGUCUGGGGGUCCCGAAGGGUCAGCAGCCUCACCUGGAAUGGAGAUCUCGUGCCUAGCCUCAGGCCGCCUUCCUCUGGCACCGCGGGGCCGGCUCCCCUCACACCGAGGGACCCCGUGGAGCCCGGGAUGGGGUGGAGACCGCGUGUCCGGCGUCUCAUCCACGUCCCAUCCACCCGCGGCGUGUGGGUGGCGCUGGGCUGGUGUCCUGGGGGAGGAGGCCCGGGCGCCCUGGGGGCCUCCUGGCCAAGCGGGCGCCCGUUUCAGCUUCUGCGCGCUUCUGGUGUGGGCCGCCUUAUCCGCAGGCCGGAGAGGAAAAGCGCUUCCCAUGCACCCUGCGGCUGGGGCCCUGGGGAGAGGAUCCGCCACCUCCACGUGGGGCUGUGCAUGGAGAAGCUGGGAGGAGGCGCCGCUUCUGGGACCAAGCAGGGGUGUCCAGUGUUUCUGGGGUGA
Molecule: messenger RNA, 4804 nt
Organism: Cercocebus atys (sooty mangabey)
Lineage: Eukaryota; Metazoa; Chordata; Mammalia; Primates; Cercopithecidae
Gene: TUBGCP3
Product: tubulin, gamma complex associated protein 3
Exons: 32
Coding region: 206-4804 (1532 amino acids)
Biological process (GO): mitotic cell cycle; cytoplasmic microtubule organization; spindle assembly
Cellular component (GO): spindle pole; centrosome; equatorial microtubule organizing center
Molecular function (GO): microtubule minus-end binding; gamma-tubulin binding
Source: RefSeq, a predicted model, not a curated record